Molecule: messenger RNA, 851 nt
Organism: Prunus avium (sweet cherry)
Lineage: Eukaryota; Viridiplantae; Streptophyta; Magnoliopsida; Rosales; Rosaceae
Source: RefSeq, a predicted model, not a curated record
GCAACUGGCCAUCCAUUAUUUAUGGAGCAAUUAGCAUCUAGCGCAAUCGCUGUUGAAUCAAGAGUUCAGGUGGAUGGCAAAGCUGUGACUAGUCGUGGACCGGGUACUGCCAUGGAGUUUGCUGUUGCGCUGGUUGAGCAAUUGUAUGGGAAAGAAAAAGCUGAUGAACUAUCUGAGUUCCUGGUCAUGCGUUCCAACCACAGGAAUGAAUACAUCAUAACUGAACUAAACCCAGUUGAGUGGACUCCCAAUGAUUCCCCAAAGAUUCUUGUACCUAUUGCAAAUGGCACAGAGGAAAUGGAAGCUGUUAUGAUCAUUGAUAUUCUACGACGAGCGAAAGCAAAUGUUGUGGUGGCCUCUGUAGAGGAUCAACUAGAAAUUGUUGCUUCUUGCAAAGUUAAACUGGAGGCAGAUGUGCUCCUUGACGAAGCUGCCAAACUUUCAUAUGACCUAAUUGUUUUGCCUGGUGGACUUGAUAGUGCCCCAACAUUUGCAAAAUCAGAAAAGCUCGUGAAUAUGUUAAAAAAGCAGAGGGAUUCACAGAGACCUUAUGGAGCGAUAUGUGCAUCCCCAGCUCUAGUUUUGGAACCCCAUGGCUUACUCAAGGGCAAAAAGGCCACAGCGUUCCCCCCAGUGUCCGACAAGCUGUCAGAUAGAAGUGAAAUCGAGAAAAGGGUAGUGAUUGAUGGCAACCUCAUCACCGGCAAAGGAGCAGGAACUUCCAUGGAGUUUGCUCUAGGAAUUGUUGAGAAGUUUUUCGGGCUCAAGGAAGCAAUAGAGAGUGCGAAGAUAAUGGUUUUCGUUCAUCCUUAGAGUUUUUAUUUGCGUAUAAUGUGUACGUCCCUACUUUC